Messenger RNA from Anopheles nili, 2351 nucleotides. It is a transcript of the gene ZnT49B, whose product is annotated as zinc transporter 9. Gene Ontology annotation, molecular function: monoatomic cation transmembrane transporter activity. The coding region runs from base 1 to 1902 and encodes 633 amino acids. Gene Ontology annotation, biological process: zinc ion transport; transmembrane transport. The record is from RefSeq and is a predicted model, not a curated record. Gene Ontology annotation, cellular component: membrane. Lineage: Eukaryota; Metazoa; Arthropoda; Insecta; Diptera; Culicidae. The transcript has 7 exons.
AUGACCAUUCACCGAGCAGUAUGGCUGUUGCUAUGCCACCGAAGUCAGAUGGUGACCCGUUUACAACAUUCCCUUUCGUACCAGGUUUCUAUGAGAAAGCUUUCCCUCGAAUGUCCAAGGGCACAAUCGUGGGUGGGUGCUAUCGUAUCCGGCUCGUCUGCACGCAACGGUAGAAACUAUGACCAAAGAAGUUUCUCUUCUUCACGCAUCGUGAGUCAAAAGAAGGAAGGAGACAAGCCGUCGGAAAAGGUACAAACUGAUCACAAAAACCAACCGGUGGAGCAGGAAUCAAGGCUAGAGAUUGAAACGAAGCAUGGCAAGCUGCUGGUUAAAACUACACUUGCCGACUCAAAGCUCCAGGAGAUUGUGAUCGAGAAACCAAAAAUAGAAGCCACGCUGAAGGAAACCGUUGCUGCAGGAGCUUCAACCAAGAAGGAAGAUGCGGCAAAAUCGAUCGUGAUCGAUGAAGAAAGGCGCAUGAAGGCAGACGCAGAACUAAAAGAACAGCUUGCCGAAAAGAAUCGACAGCUGGCGAAGAAACGCAUUCGGGUAGAUUUUUCUCGUUCAUCGUUGGAACGAAAUUUUAUCACUCCCGUGCGGGCCAUGUCCGAUUUUUUGUUGAAACCGUCCGAUUUGGAAGCGCUUUCCAGAACGAAACGACGCUCGCCAUACGAACAAGAACCUGCGAUAACCGUUUACUGGAGAAAGGAUGUCGAGGCUAAGGCGAUCGAAGUGUGGGGAUCGCGUGAAAAUCUGCUGAAAGAAUGCCUAAAGCGGGAAAUCGAGAAGAAGAUGCACCAACAAAAUAUUUUUACGGUAAAACGCCGAUUGCGAGAUUACAGACGAGAAAUUGGUAGUCGCACGAAUGUCGUCGAUUCGGAACCGGGCCUUUUUGGCAAAUCGGGAAAAGUCGUCCUUACUGCUAUAGCAAUUAAUGCCACGAACUGUUUGUUCAAAUUCGGUGCUUGGCUUUACACGGGCUCGCACAGCAUGUUUGCGGAAACGAUCCAUUCGCUCGCAGACACGAUCAACCAGCUUAUUCUGGCGUACGGCAUUCAUAAAUCGACGCAGAUUGCCGAUUCGGAUCACCCGUACGGAUACACCAACAUGAAGUACGUGUCGUCGUUGAUCUCGGGAGUAGGUAUUUUCUGCGUCGGAACCGGCUUGUCAUUCUACCACGGUAUCAUGGGCUUGGUGGAUCCACAUCCUAUCGACGAUUUUUAUUGGGCUUUCUUCAUCCUCGGCGGUUCGCUGGUGUCCGAGGGGGCAACGCUCCUGGUCGCCAUCAACAGCUGCCGGAGUGGUGCGAAGGCUCUUGGAAUGAGUUUUAGGGAUUACGUUGUUCGCGGACAGGAUCCGUGCGUGAAUGUUGUACUUACGGAAGAUGCGGCGGCGGUUCUGAGUGUAGUUCUAGCGGCAUCCUGCAUGGGAUUGUCGACCUACACCGGAUCUCCCAUUCCCGAUGCCGUGGGUUCGCUCCUGGUCGGCUGCAUGCUAGGUGGUGUCGCUUCCUUUAUAAUUUACACUAACGUGGCCGCGCUAGUGGGGCGAUCGAUUCGACAGGAGAAUCUCGACAAAAUCAACGCCGAAUUGGAGAGCGACAUUAUGAUUCGAGCGAUCCAUGACGUCAAGGGUAUAGAUAUGGGCAACUCGUUGGUUAGAUAUAAGGCUGAAAUGGAUUUUGAUGGGCGCGAGCUGACGCGAGUGUAUUUAGACAAGCAAGAUUUGAAUAUCCUUCUCGAGGAGGUACGCACGUUCCAGACGAUCGACGAGCUGGAAGCGUUCCUAUUGAAGCAUGGCGAAAACAUUGUCGAUCUGAUGGGCGGCGAAAUUGACAGGAUUGAAAUGAAGCUGCGGAAAAAAUUCCCUGAAAUAAGGCACUGUGAUCUGGAAAUAUUGUAAGCUGUAAAAGUAAUUUGCUUCCCGUUUAUUUGUUUACACCAUGCUAUGAUCACAUAACGUGGCAUGGCUUUACCACAAUUGUAAUACUAUACGAAGUAAAAGAGAGCUAUAAAAGCAUAAAAAGUUCACCGCGUUAGAUGUUGCGUUUAGGCGUAUUUGUGCUGCAACUAGAGCAAAUAAAAAAAAUGCAAAGCAACAAAAAAUAUUAACAUCGAACUAACGUACUCUGUCUACUAAUCCAUUGCGACUUCGAGGAUGGUAUUUUUCCGCGCAAGAUAAACGACUAACUCAAGUAUAUGGUUCUCUCACAGGAUGACGACCCGAGGAAUAGGAUAAUUUACUUAAUGUGUUAAAACAAACUGUGCGCAAGAUGUUUGAAGGACAGCUAAUUUAUAUAGAAUUUCGCUUAGAUCAUAUUUCUCUUGUCGAGUUUAUUACGUUUGAACAAA